UGAUGUAACAGCCAUGAAGGAGACACUUCAGGCUCAGCAGCUGCUUCUGCAGAAGCUAUAUGCCGAGUUGGAUAAGGAAAGAGAAGCCUCAGCUACAGCAGCAAGUGAAGCAUUGGACAUGAUACUGCGUUUGCAAGGAGAAAAGGCUGCGGUGAAGAUGGAAGCUAGUCACUAUAAGAGAAUGGCAGAGGAGAAAAUGGGGCAUGCUGAGGCAUCUCUUGAAGCCUUUGAAGAGCUUAUGUAUGAAAAGGAAAUGGAAAUUGCGUCUCUUGAGUUUCAAGUCCAAGCUUACAAGCACAAACUCCUGAGCUUGGGGUGUGAUCUAAAUGCCACUGAGUUUGAGUUCCCUGAGGAUUUGCUUUUGAAUACAAUUGAUCAACAAAAUGGAGAAAAGGGUCAAAGUAGCACUGUAAGAAGGCUUCAUUCAAUGCCCCCUAUUCCGUUUAAGAAUUCUAUUAGAGUUCCUAGAAAGAGGGAAAGAUCUCCUAGUCCAGUUCCAGUUUCAGAUGUGAUUCCUAAGGUAGUGGGAGAAAGCAUUGACCAUGAAGUUACUCCACCAAGCAUGGAUUUCACAAGAAAGUCAGAGGACUUUGCAUUUGGCAGUGAAACCCUUGAUUCAUAUUGGAAUCAGAUAAAGUUGUUAGAUGAACAAGUGAGAGUGAUUUCAGAUUGUACAGAAUUAGAAAAGAGUGCAAACUUGUGUAGUAGAAGAGGGAGGUCUUGUUCAAUAUUUUCACAAGCUAGCACUAAGAUAACCCGUGACCAAACAGAUAGCUUUCCCUCUAUUAAUUCAGAUAAAGUAAAUCAUGGUGAAAGUACACAUGAUAGGAAGAAAGAAGUUGCUAAUUCUCCUUGCUUGCUUAAUGUCUAUGAUGUAUUUGAAGUCCCACAAACUAGUGAAAACCAUAAAGUCAGUGAACAUGGAAAAAAAGGGCUUGAGAAAUGGAAUUCUGAAGCAGAGAACAGAUUGACAAAACCGGACUCUGUCUCUGAUGGAAUUGUUGAAUCACUUGUUAAACAUGAUGCAGACAAGCAAAAGGGCAUGCUUAGAGUACACCGUGAAAUCAAAACACCUUGUCCUAAAGAUAUGAUGACCAUCAUUGGUCAGAAAAAAGAAAGGGAGGGUGUGGAUUACAAUGCUCAAGCUGAGUUUCAAAAGUUGCAUCAGAGAAUUGAGAGGCUUGAGAGGGAGAGAAAUAGUGCAAGGCAAGAGAUUACUCAUGAAGGGGAUGGUGAAGAGCAAUUGAGGCUGUUGAAAGACAUGCAAAGUCAACUCAAAUUUAUACAGUCAGAGAUAAGAAGCUGGAAAACCAAAGAAGCCACCCCUAUGGAUGAUGUGCCUUUGGGUCUUCUCCAAGAGGCAAUGUUGCACUUUUGGCUUUGAUCAAGUAACUACUGAAUGACCAACUCAGACGACCAAUCAACUCACUGCUUCAUAUGAUGUACAUAUGCUUUGUCUACAAAGAGGAUUGUGUGGGGUAUAGGAUGGUAGAAUUUGAUCUUCUAAUUUGAAUUUAGUCACUGAAAAAUAUAUAUACAUUUCCCAUAACAACAUGUUGUACAUUAGGCACUGGUAUGACGGCAAUUUGAAACUCUUGUAGGCUUAAAUAUGGUUUCCUAUGUCUUUUUUCUUCCUGAGAUUGAAGUUGUGACAGACAUGGCUUAGUGGAUUG
Molecule: messenger RNA, 1673 nt
Organism: Gastrolobium bilobum
Lineage: Eukaryota; Viridiplantae; Streptophyta; Magnoliopsida; Fabales; Fabaceae
Exons: 2
Coding region: 14-1384 (456 amino acids)
Source: RefSeq, a predicted model, not a curated record